AUGGAAUUCGACUUAUUAUUCAAUUUUAUGCCAAUAUUUUCUACCAUUUUGUUUGUAAUCGUCACUAUUAUUACGGUCUUCCAAAAAUUAAAACUGAGAUGGCCUGUAAAAGUGAACUGCUGGUUUUGUAAUGAUAACAGUAAGAUUUGCCGGCAGCAGCUUAACUGGUGGUUGUGUCCACAUUGUGAACAAUACAAUGGUUUUUCCAAGAAUGGUGAUUAUGCAUAUAGUAUACCAGAACAAUAUAAGAUUUCUUCAAACAAUAGCAAAAGGUAUUGCUCAGUUGGUCAGGAUGUAGAAGUCGAGAAACUAUCAACUAGUAGCCUUUGUAAUCACUGUAUAACGAAUGAAACCUUAAAAAUAUCAAGACUGUCUAACUAUAUACCUAUAAAUGACAAGAAUUAUGAGCAGGAGGUAAAACAAUUUAAAGAGAGUUUAGAACAGGAGUAUCCAUUGUGCGUGAAUUGUAAAAAUACAGUGUAUAAUGUAUUAUACAAACAAGCAUUAUGGCUUGCAAAAUACAAAAUGUUGUUAUUUAAGCAAAAACCAUUUUGUUUAAUUGCUAACAACACUAAAUAUUCUGAAUCAAUAUUUAGAAUAAUUUCAACAAUUUUGGACUCUAUAGUAGCAUACAACAUGGAUUCUGUACUCUUGCCAAUUGGAGGAUUGUUCUUUCAAUUCUGUGCAUGCUGUGUAGCAUCUGCUAGAAGAAGAAGUUCUGAUAUAUUGCUUAUGUUUUUAUGGAUCUGUAUUAUUAUACUCUUACCUUUUAAAGACUCAAAGAUAAUGAAAACAGAUUUACAAAAUAAAUGGUUCUCUUUUGAAUACAUAACUCAGUAUCAUAUGAUUAUGUUGUUUACAUCAAUUAUAGGCUUCAUUAAUAUUAAGCCAGGAACUUACAAAAGUACUAUAAAUAAAAACAUGACAUUAAAAAAAAUGGAAUCUUUUUCCAAAAACACAAUGCUAUCUGAUUCAUGUAUAACUACUUCCAAUAAUAAGCAUAAUUUUGAUACUAAAAUUAUAAAUGAUGUAGGUGAAACAGUAACUAAUGUAUUCACACCAAAUCUAACAAAUGAGUGUAUGCCCUUUUGCACGGAUAGAUCAAGUUCUAAACCUACACUAUUUCAAAAUUCAUUCACCAAUCAAGAAUCACAAUUGUCAACGACACCUAUUAUUGACAACAGCAUAUUAUACAAUUCUCCAUCAAUUCAUAAUAACAGUAUGGUUGAGAACUAUUCUUUGAAUGACAGUUUGAGCACCUUAAGCACCUUAAGCACAUUAUCUUUGAGUGAAGAUAAACCAAAGUACACAAAUAAAACACCCAACAUUUUUAAAAAAAAGGUGUACAGUACAAGAGGUUCUGAGCUUUUUAAAAAAUUAAAUGGCGUGUCCAGUAAAAAGAAUAUUUUGGCUCCACCUAAAUUGAAAUCAGUUACACAAGCAUCAUGGGUAGCUGGUGGAUACUGGCAAGAUGGCAUUGUUCCACCAACAUUAUCCAGAUCGUCUAGUCAAAGCUCUGGCUUUGGUUCUGUUGGUUCUAACUUUGCUCCAUCCAGAGAACCAUCUAUACAUGAAUUCGAUCAGUGUUCAAUCAUGUCGGAUACUACUCAGUCCUGUCAUGUUCAAAGACAAAAUAACAUUAGUCCUAUUGGAACGUUCUAUCAACAAAGCCUACAGUUCCCAUUGUCAGAAUUUAAAAGUUCAGUUAAUAAUCAAACAUUAAAAUUCACAUUGCCGAAUCUGUAUACUCCCCAGAAAUUAUUAGUAUCUCAGACUGGUCAGAAGAAUGGUUCACUUUUUAUGGAUCAGUAUUUACAAGCAAAGAAUACGAAUGUAAGUGAUAUAAAAAAUUCCUCUAAAAUGCAAAUGUUUCCUAGUCAUACCACUAUUGUAACGAGUCCUGUUUGGUUAUCAGCACUUUUAUGCGGUUCUCUUAUUUUAAACAUAAUAGUUCUAUGUACUACGUUGUUACGUUAA
This is a messenger RNA of Dufourea novaeangliae, 1977 nucleotides long. RefSeq lists its product as uncharacterized. Gene Ontology annotation, biological process: nuclear migration along microtubule. The coding region runs from base 1 to 1977 and encodes 658 amino acids. Lineage: Eukaryota; Metazoa; Arthropoda; Insecta; Hymenoptera; Halictidae. Gene Ontology annotation, cellular component: nuclear membrane. The record is from RefSeq and is a predicted model, not a curated record. The transcript is spliced from 6 exons. Gene Ontology annotation, molecular function: actin filament binding; lamin binding.